Molecule: messenger RNA, 1563 nt
Organism: Metarhizium robertsii ARSEF 23
Lineage: Eukaryota; Fungi; Ascomycota; Sordariomycetes; Hypocreales; Clavicipitaceae
Exons: 4
Coding region: 1-1563 (520 amino acids)
Source: RefSeq, a predicted model, not a curated record
AUGGAUCAAGAGGAGCCUGAGCUCUGUGACGUUCUGACUCCAAAGAAGCCAGAGUCGACGCAUUUCAUGAUAAAAGAAGAUGAUUACGACAAGAAGAGUCGUCUAAAAAGGCGGGCUAGGCGGUGCUUUUUACCUUGGGCCUCUGAGGCCUCAUGGUGUCUUGUCGCUUCCCUUCUUCUAGGCUUGCUUGUUUUCGCCCUGAAGCAGUUUGAUGGCAAAGCACAACCGAAGUGGCCCCUUGGUCUGUCGUUAAACACUCUGAUUGCCUUUCUGUCAACCAUCUGCCGAUCUAUUAUGGUCCAACCGAUCGCCGAAGGUCUUUUGCAGUUGAAAUGGAAUUGGUUUGCCGGUAAAGGACGCCCUCUUCGAGAUAUCCGUCUAUUCGACAAGGCAAGUCGUUCAUCCUGGGCAAGCAUUAAAUUGGCCACAAAACUGCGAGGGAGGUUUAUACCUAUGGGAGUAUUGGCUUCACUUGUCCUUGUAGCCAGUCUGGGGACAUCAUUUAUUACGCAGUCUACCAUUUCCUACUCAACGCGGACAGUUGUGGCACAUAACAAAAGUGCUGUAUCCUUUGCUUCUUUGCAAUUUCCUAUAGGAGUAAAUCCACAACUGAAAAAACCCAUCAUUUACGCCGAAGAUGGCAUGCUUCGUGCAGCGGAAAGGUCUCUUGUGUACAGGAUUGAUGAAGAUGAAGAAGGCUCGUCUGCACUCAAGCCGCACUGCCCUACUGCAAACUGUCGGUGGCCGAUAUUCAGCUCCUUGGCUGUAUGUGUGAGUAUGGGCAAUGUCACAGAGUAUCUGACCAAAGUCGACUAUUAUAUGACUCUACCAAAGGAGUUCGGGCGACUCAACGGCGGCCUUAAUAUUACAUCUCCCGCCUACUCAGCUGGUCCAGUGGCAUGGGAUAAUCCCAAUGCCACUAAGCCUUUAUACAAGUGGGAAAACUCGGAUAUUGUGCCACUAUCACUUGCUCAGGCCUUCUUUCUUUACGAGAUCCCCACGAAUGAAACCCAUGACACGCAGUUUGAGGCCGUGGAAGUUGUAUGGCACUACUGCGUCCACACUUACAACAUCUCCGUUACAGAUAAUGUCGCAAAUACAGAAUUGUUGGCGUCUGAACUGGAAGUAAGCCAGAGGGGUGACAGAAAUGAGUCCUUCACGCUACUUGCCACAAACGGGCACCGCGAAUUCAGCCUAACUUCCCUCGGUAUGAUCAUGCGAGCUAAUCAGGUCAACGGUACUGUCCAAGGAGAGGCUCUGGAGUCGGAAAUCUUCAUCACCGUACGAUGGGCAUGGAUUUCAUUUCUAGCGGCCCAGAUUGGCUUGACUAUCGUAUUCAUAUGGGCAGUUGCAGCAUGUACCUCCAACCUGGAAGUUCCUGUGAUCAAGGGUUCGAAUGCGGCGGAACUUUUUGCGAUUCGCAAGUCGGAUAUGGAAACGACAACACUCGGCACAGUAAACGGAAAGCAAGCCGGCAUUGACCAAAAGAUUGACAAGAAGACAUUGGGAACCCUGGUUCGAGAUUAUGAUACCUGGCACCUGGAAAUUCACUCCAAGGACUAG